AUGGCCGACCAACCCGCAGACACACGCAAGGCUGCGGAGGCAGAGCCCGGUUUGUUCGUCUUCUCAGAAAGCGCGCCUAUUGCUCAUAUCCCGCCAGAAGUUCCCACCGAGGCCAAGACCACAACGGACGCUCCACCAGCGUCUGACCCACAACCAGCACCUGCAUCCGACCCUAAGGUCGAACCUGAAGCCAAGCCUGAAGCCAAGCCUGAAGCCAAGCCUGAAGCGGAGCCCGAAGAGGGACCUGAAGGCGAGCUCGAAGACGAACCUGAGGAUGAGCCUGCGGCCACUCCGAAACCUGCGCCAGAACCAGCCAAGGAGCCAGAAGCCCCCGCAGAGAACCUGCCAGAAGAGCAGCUCGUCGUUACUACCUCCGAAGGCACGCCAAUCGUCGCCGUUACAGAGCCGACUAAGCCACAAGACGCACCUGUCCCGCCGAAAGAGACAACGGAGCUAGUCAUCGUGCCCAACUCCCCACUUGUGCCGGAAGACUCGGCUAGUGACACAACUCCUGAGGAUACGCCAGUCGCGGAAACGCCGCCACUGCCUGAGACUGCACCAGAGCCAGUUUCCGAGGUUCCAGCUGCCAUCAUAGAAGAAGCUCAAGAGUCCCGGCGGUCGUCAAUAGCCUCGUCCGUUGCUUCGUCUGUUAGUGAGGCUGCCAAACAGGAAGAAGCGGCCGCACCGCCCGAACCCGCACCGGAGCCGGCUCCUGAGGUUCCAUCUGCCGUCGCCGGAGAAGCUCAGGAGUCUAGACGAUCAUCAGUGGCCUCAUCCGCGGCUUCAUCUGUCAGUGAAGUCGCCAAACCGGAAGAAGCCCCCGCACCACCUCGAACAAUGACGGAAAUGAUUAAGGCGGCGCCUGUUGCCAUGGUCGAGGCGAUCAAAGGACCUAAAGAGACAUCCGCUGCUUCCUCCGCAUCCUCGUCUCCCGCUCUGAAGCCAACAGCAGCAGAAGAACCACCUGUCGUGCCAGCCUUGGCCGAGGAAGCCCACCAGUCGAGGAAGUCAUCUGUGGCGUCCUCGAUAGCCUCAUCCGCCUCUUCUACCGCGCCUCCGAAGCCAGUUGUCAUCGAAGAACUGCCCGUGAUAGCAGAUCCCAUUACUGCCAUCAUGCAGGACCAGCUGCCGGCUCUGCAGGAUACUCCCAAGCCUGUGACCCGCGCUCCGACAGUUGCACCACCGCCAACUCCGGUGGGGCCUUCGCUAUGGAGCACGAGUGUCUCCUCCGUACCAGCUGUGACCGUCCUUGAAACGGUACCAAUGGUGGCAGUGCCUGCACCGGCCGGACCUGUUGGACGGAAGCGUGAUAAGGUAAGGGAGAAAGUCGUGAAGAUGCCGGUGCUGCGGGCGGUGCUUGGCAGUGAGAUCGCCAAAGAGUUCGGUCCCGGUAUCCGUGCUGCGUUGGGAAUGAGUGCUAGGGGUUGA
Coniosporium apollinis CBS 100218 is the source of this 1428-nucleotide messenger RNA. RefSeq lists its product as uncharacterized. The transcript is spliced from 2 exons. Lineage: Eukaryota; Fungi; Ascomycota; Dothideomycetes. Bases 1 to 1428 code for a protein of 475 amino acids. The record is from RefSeq and is a predicted model, not a curated record.